CGGCACAUGUGUGUGGUGAUGGAUUUUAAUUAGUCUUUGAGUGGCGGACAUGAUGUAAUCUCCCCAGAAAUUGAAAUUUAAUGAUCUACACCUGAAAUUUAUAUCAUGUUAUAAACCAAUGUUACCUCAAUUAAAAAAAAAAAAGGAAGGAAUUUUUUUAUCAGCUGUGGACCACUCAAUCUACACUUCUUUAUACGAAAAGUUCACCUUCAGCAUGAAUCUUUGGUGAACAGCUAACCUAACCGUCUACAGCACAAAGCCCUUCUGUCUGCCUUCUUUUGCCCCCUCCCUCCCUUCUUCAGGUCCCUGCAGUCUUGUCCACAGCAGCCCUGGUUCAAAGGGCUGCUUCUUUCAGGUGGCUACUUCCAGGCUGUGGAGUCACAUGCUGUCAGGAAAAGGGCUUUACAAGUGACCCUGCUGUCCAUUCAGGAGCUAGGGGGCCUCACCUCAAAAACUUAUUUAAACUUUACUUAUUUAAAACUUACUUAAACUUAUUUAACUUAGGCCUUUAAUAUGCCUGUGAAAUGACAUAAACCAGAAGCUGGCAAACUAUGGCCUCUGGCCCAGAGUCGGCCCACCACCUCUUUUUGUAAAUAAAGUUUUAUUGGAACACGGUCACACUCAUUCAUUUCAAUAGUGUACACGACUGCUUUGACACUGCAACGGCAAAGCUGAGUCGUCACUACAGAGACCACAUGGUCCACAAAUCCUAAAAUGUUUAUCUGGUCCUUUAUAGGAAAAGUUUCCUGAACACUGGUAUGUUCAAUUAAGAAAUGCUUGCUUCCAUGGCUGUCAGUCAAUAGCAACAAUCUUUUUGCCUUGUGGAAUAGCUCUAAAACCUUUUUUCGAAAAUACUGAUUCUUCCUUUAUCAUAGUAUUUUAACACAUGGCAUGACAAGUGGGCAGACUCAUGUAAAUGAGAAGGGCCCAAUCUACUCUCAGUUCUGAAAUCAGCUCAGUGUUAUGACUGAUUCCAAGUUUUUCUUUGUGAACUUUUUUUUCCCACUGUCAUUCCCUCUAUAAUAUUUCAGUGAACUCACGCUCACUCCAAAACUUCUUCUCCUAUCACCAAAACAUACCUUCUGGAAAAGAAUCUUCACGAUUCAUUCUUGCUAAAGUGUGAGGGACUAUAAGCUUAAGGAAUAUUAUCUUUCCAAGUACAGCAGUGUAUUCCUCCCUUUUGGGUUUCCCUACACCUUACAGCUGCCUCCAUCACAGCAUCUAGAACACCGUAUAUUGCAUUGUUUUACAUUUAUCUGCUUCCAGAAUCAAGACCUUCCCGAGGGCAGAGACCACUUGUUUAUCUUUACACCUCUGGCACCCAGUACCCAGCUAGAGUCUAUCUAUCUCCACAAAUGUCUAUUGAAGGAAAGGAUGGAAGGACGAAAGCAGGCAGGCAGGCAGGCUGGCGCACAGUGUUACUUAUCUCUCCCCAACGUAUUUGCAUUUUGACAGAGGACAUGACUUAAAGCCAAGCAAUGAAGCUGUGUUGGUGGGAUUUUAAACCUCAGGAAGCAAGUGGGAGAGAUUUGUAGGUAGGGAGACCUGCCUGGCACCCUUUAAAAUCUAUAUUCACAGAGCAUUGUCUGUCUCACCUAAUUUUCUGGUCAGCCCUAAAGCGGAGAAGGGAAACGUAAAUACUACAUCCAUGAGAAUAAAGACUAACCUUCCAGUGCUCAAAAAAAAAUAAGAAAAAAGAUAAAUAUAUCCAAAUUAGCAAGUGGGGCAACAUUAAUAAGAAAACCAAAAGACAAGGUGUUUGAAAUUCUAUCUCCAGGAAGAAACCAGACAAAAACAGUGAAUGCCAGGAAAACGUCCCCCAAAGCCAUCUUAGGCAGCAUAACGUGGUGUUGAGAGCCAUUGAACUCAAACUCCCUGGUCUGAGUUCCAUCUCUACUUCUCUCUGGCAGUGUGACCUUGGGCAAGUUCUUUAGCAAUUCAAAACCUCAAAGUCUUCAUCCGUGAAGUGGAGGUACAAAUAGUACCCAUCUAAUAAGGCUUUUGAUAUGAUUAAAUAGUAUAAGUAAGUAUUAGCUAUUAUUAUUUUUUUGAAAAAACCAUUUAUUCAUUUAUUUAUUCAUUACGUCCUUCUUAUAUGCAAGUCCUAGACUUAUUCUUUCUAAAAUAUUCUGACACCGGGGCUGGCCCAGUGGUGGAGCGGUUAAGUUCUAGACUGCUGUCUAGAAAAGGCAGCAGCCUAGAAAGACAGUGAGAGUUCUAGGCGGUUACCAGCAGCCACCCUGGUGCUCUAAACACGUGUGUGUUUGAUAACUGUUACUGAUUGAGUAAGGAGUCACAGCAUGGGGUAUUUUCCACACUGAUGAGACUCCAAAGACUGUCUCUGUUCUGCGUUCAAACUGAUGUGUCCUCCCAUCUAAUAAGGCUUUUGAGGUGAUAUGAUAGCCAGAAAAAAACAAUAGGCCAGGGCUGAGUCUUCCAUUUGUUCGCUCCACAUGGAUGAAGUGGCCACUAGGUACCAGGCCCUGGGCAGUGAGGCAGAGGUUCCCCAUCCUUCUAGAGGCUCCCCAUCCUUCUCAGUUGGAUUUCCAGCAAAUGGAACAUUUUGGUCGAAAGUUGAACCGGAAGCUAUAGUCAAACAUGAAAAGGAAAGUUCCCAACAAUCUUAUGAGACUCAUAAUGGAAAAACAUACCCCAGAGUUAACCAAGAGACUGCAGUUCCAUAAUUUGCAGUCAAGUUGUCAUUUUUCUGUUGAUUAUUUUAAAAAGGGAUUUUUUUUUAAAGAUUGUUACUGAUUCUUAAUUUCUUCUUCCUGUGUAAUCAGCCCAUAGUUAUAAGUAGGCAUUCCAAAUUGCACUAUAUUUCUUGCAAUGUGAUUCUUAAAAUAGAACACCUACAUUUUCUAGACCCACAAUUGCUGAACUUUUACUAUCAGACAAGGACUGUCGCGGCUGAGGAAUGAGGCCUGAUAAGGCUGCCUGAUAAAAACAACGACAACAACAUGGGGCAACAGUCAUAGCAGGGAAAAGAGAAGACUGAGCCCUCUCCAAAUUGUAGCACAUUCAGUAAGAUUUUUAUUCCAUUAGGACACUCUUAGCACUAUAGCGCAGUUGCUACCCCCAUAUUCUCUAGCAUUUUUCAUUAUUUUCCCUUAAAAUUUGUGCCUGGGAAUUAAAGGUCAGGGGUCCUUGGUUUAAGCUCAGUACAGAAGGAAUCUCUUAAAAAUACAGAUGAUGUAUUAGUCAUAUUUCUAAAGAAGGAGCUUUAAUUAUUCGUCUUCAAACGUUUCUGCUGAGAUAAAGGUCACCACAUAAUUACCGCUCCCACCCAAUGGCCACUGGCGGGGAAAAUGAGAGCAAAGCUCCUAGAUCCUCGAUUCACAGAUCAUGAAGGAUUUGAAGGGUCUCACUUACAGUUGUUUUCCACAUAAGGAAAGUGAGACCCAGGGAAGUGACAAGCCAAGGUCACGGGUAAUGAAGGUCAGAGUUGGGAAUCAGGGUUCAUAAGGUGAGACGGCCCCAGUGUCAGUUUCCUGUGGCUUCUCUAAUAAAUUACCACUAACCAAGUGGCUUAGAACGACAGAAAUGUAUGCUCUCACAGUUUUAGAACCCGGAAGUCCAAAAUCAAAGUGUUGGCAGAGCGGUGCUCCCUCUGAAGGUUCAGGGAGGACCUUUUCUUGCUUCUUCAUCCAGGUUCUUUGGCUUGUGGCUGCAUCACUUUAAUCUCUGCCUCCAUCUUCAUGGGGUCUUCUUUCCUCUGCAUCUCUUCUCUAGGUGUCUCUCACAAGUACACAUAUCAUUGGGUUUAGGGCCCACCCAGAUAAUCCAGAAUAAUCUCAUCUUGAGAGCUUUCAUUUAAUUACAUCGGCAAAGACCCUUUUUACAAAUAAGAGCGCAUCCCCAUAUACCAGGCGUUAGGACAUGGAUAAAUCUUUUGGGGGCCUCCACUCAACCCACUACACCCCUUGUUUUGCCUAAAGUAGUAACCAUCAUUACAUCAAUUUUAAAAAGCACUUUGUGCUUUAAAAUGGUUUAUAGUAUCUUUUUCUCUUCUUCUUAUUUCCAAGUUUUUUGGAGUCAGACUUGUGUACUUGAAUUUUGAAUUCCGGUCUGUCAUUCACAAAACACAACCUUAGAUGAAUUCCUUAUCCAUCCUUCUAAGCCUCAGUUUCUUCCACACUGUAAUGACAACAGUAACUUCCACCUCAUAGGGUGCUUGCGAAAAUCAGUAUGAUAACGCGUGUAAAGCACUUAACGGAGUGUCUGGUAAGAGCCGGUGCUCAGUGAGUGCCAGCUGAUGUCAAAUUAGAAUAAUAUCCAUCGAGACCAAUCUAUUCCUUACAAACUGUAUGCAUUUGAGGUCCACUGGGUGACACAUUUCCUCCAGCCAGAAACCUUUCUGGCACCAACAUGCCAGAGCAGGCUCAUUGUUGAGUGUUGACGCCCGGGUGUGUGGCCUGCUCAGCAGUGGGGGAGAAUUCUCUGGAUUCUCUGAAUUGUUGCUGUCCCAGCCCACACCAUGGACCUUCAGAUGUUCAGCAGAGGACAGAAUAAGGAGACGUUCUGGUAUCAGAAAGGAGACAAGAUUAUUCCAGCAACCAUGGGACCAGUCCCUUCGGAUCUGACCAGACUGGGGCAGCGCCACUCCGGGUUCCCUGAGCACAGGCGGAGUUCUGUGGUGCUCAACUUACCUGGACUUGAGGUGUUCCCCGGGGACCUUCUGGUGUCAGAUGGAGCUGCCGAUUAUCUGUGCCACCCACUUCUGCUGCUGAAUCCAGAAUCCAAAAAGCCAAGAUGGCCUUUCUCCAAGAGAGGAGUGCAGGGCAAAGACAAACACAAGCAUGUGUCUGAUCUGGAAAACUGCCUCUCCUCUGUGAAGAUUACAGACUUCAGGCGCUAUGAGUUCCACAGCCUUAAGGAUAAGACCUGGAAUGAAGUCAUGGAAACAUAUCAAAAACUUCCUACUGAUCAUUUAGACUUGAGAAAGCAGCAAGAGGCCAUGUGGGAACUUUUCACAAGUGAAUGCACUUAUUUCUUGGACCAUUUAUUAGUUCUUAAGAUGAUCUUCAUGAAUACACUAAGAUAUCUACAAACUCAUGACUAUCUCCCGGAUGUGGAUUUAUGGAGACUUUUUGCUAACCUGGAGGAGUUAAGCCAGACAAGCUUUAGUUUUGUGAAUAGUCUUUUCCGCAUCUUCAAGGACUAUGUUGACGCUUCUGAGACUCCACCAUCGAUGGAUUUCAUUUCUGUGCUCACGAAGUAUUUCCGAGGGAGCGUCUGUCAGAGCCACCAGACCUACUGCCUGAAUUACUCAGCCGCUGUCUUUUAUCUUGAGAGCCUGAGGCAGAGAGAUGACUUCGGAAUUUAUUUAAAAUGGUGUGAGCAAAAUGAACAGUGCAGACGGCUUCACCUGCCUGAGCUACUAGUGGCUCCACUACACAGGCUGACUCGAUACCCCCUGUUGCUGAAGAAUAUCUGGAAAAGGACUACCGACUCUACUGAGAAAAUCAUGAUCUACUCCAUCAAGGAAAAGGUGGAAAAGUCAAUCCGGGAUCUUGAAGGAAAAGUGAAGUGGCUUGACAAUUUCCAAAAAUGUAGACAUCUCCAGGAGAUUAUAGUGUGGCCUCCACUUUGGGAUAGAGAUAAAAGGUUUUUCAUUCCAGAGUGCCUGAGACACAUUUUUAAAGAACACAUGGCAGAAAACAUCUUGUCACCAACCAACAGACACCUUCUCUAUGAAGGAAAAUUAACUCUUGCAGAAAGCACAAGAUUCCUAGAUGUUUAUCUGUUUCUCUUCGAUGAUUUCCUCUUAGUUACAAAAACUAAGCGCAACAAAAAGAAACUCGGAGGCUCAGACGCUGGUCUAAUGUGUCCUUCACUUACUCCUGAGCUGCAAACAGUAAUAAAAGAGGGUGGUUCGUGCACGGUGCUCGACCAGCCCAUUCCACUAGAUAGACUGGUAGUCAAAAGUAUCGAUCCACUCCACGUGUCAGUCUUUGGGCUGAGAAAUGCUUUCCUUAUACAACAUGAAAACAGAUAUCGACAGUGUAUAGCAGCAUUCUUAUUACAAGCCCAAACGGAAAACAUCAAAAAAAUAUGGAUGGCACAAAUAACAGCAGCAAUCUCUUGCUUCACCAAGAGUCAGGAAACCAAGAAAAUAUCUUCAUUCACAUUGCCUGCAGAAUCCUCUGAAAUUUAGGGACCUAAAAUAAGUGGCACACCUUUUUAGACAUUAGGAAUUAAGGUAUUCUUUCAUUCAAACUUUUGUAACACUUAUCUAGUGAUGAGCUAGAAGGAAAUGUUCAUUUUAAAGGAGUUCCAAAAUUUGAGAAUUUGAGCUAGGAAAAUCCUCAGUAUAGAGGAAUAAUGACUACAAUAAAUUUGAACUCUGAGGAAUUUCUUGGCAAGCAUAUACUGAUAUCCAGACUUAGAAUGCUUCAUUUGGGCUUGCAAGAGGUGUGAGUGAAGGGUGAAGUAUGGUGCUAUUAUAAUUUGUAAAGGGUCAAUGAUCAUAUAAAUGGAAUGUCAGGAGUAAAACAAUGUCCCGCUUUGGGUCCAAUGUGAAUUCUAACAUCUUACUUUGUGUAUAUGUAUAAUGAAACCAAUUUUCCUACAUGGCUUAUAAGUCAUUCUUACUGCUUUAUAGUUCUACCUCACACACAGUGAUAAUUCUUUCGAUACAAAGUUUGAUUGCAGUUUUAAUAUAUUAAGCAAUAAAUAAGGUCUACCGUUUAAGAGCAGUUUUUAAAUUCCUAUUCUCCAACAGUUUACUUACCUCAGGUAUACUGUAUAAUACUCUAACUUGGAAGUAGAAAAUCCCAAAGACUAAAUUCCAUUAUUUUAAGAAAGAAAAAGCAAAUAUCUGUUCCAGUUUCACCAACUACACUUUUACCGGGGAGAUUUUCAUAGAAAUAGCAAGAUAUCUUAAAGUCUCAUUUUUUGAAGAAUGAGUUUGUAUAAAACUACUUUCUGGUUUUAAGUGGGGGAUGUGUGUGUGUGUUUUAGCGCAGUACAGUCACUUAAUUUUAUUUGGCAGGACUUGAAACUUCAUUAGAAUUUUUCAAGACAGGCAGCUUGAAUUAUGAUAUUAUCACGGUGGAAUAUACUAGUAACUGCAUUCAAGGAACUAGUUCUUAUGGUCAGAUUAUAUUUUCCCAAAUGGAAAUCCACAAAUUUUAAUUUCAGGCACAGUACCUCUUGCAAUAUCCAAAAUGGAAGUAGUAAAUUUAUCAACUUGGGCUGUAAGACAAGAAUACCUUAACUGAUUUCCUUAAGUUGGAGAACGGGAUAGAGAGGACGAUGCUUGCAGAGGUCAUGUGCACAGUUAAUUCUUUGAGGAAAAUGCAGAUUUCACCAUACAAGCCAGGCAGGACAGACAAGUGCAGCAUAUACGCUCUUGUGCAAGGGCCAGGCACUUUUAGAAUGGAGGGUCAAGUCUCUGUAUAAUAAUGUCAGACAUUUUUAAGAGUGAGUGAAAAUAAAAGGAAAAUCUGGAGAGCACUAACUAUUGUUAAUGUCUAAGAAUAAAUGAGAAAAAGAAAAAAGGCAAAGAAGGGGAGAAUAGACUUCAAGUUCAUUCCUAGAGAUGGGAUCUGGAGGGGAAUGAAAGCAAUUAUGUCCAGGAGAAGACAACACCGAUUUAUGCAACAGAAGAUUUAGGAAGAAAUUUCUGGCCAAAAAAUAUAUUUUUUGA
Equus caballus (horse) is the source of this 7651-nucleotide messenger RNA. It is a transcript of the gene PLEKHG7, whose product is annotated as pleckstrin homology and RhoGEF domain containing G7. Gene Ontology annotation, biological process: Rho protein signal transduction. NCBI's taxonomy places the organism in Eukaryota, Metazoa, Chordata, Mammalia, Perissodactyla, Equidae. The record is from RefSeq and is a predicted model, not a curated record. Gene Ontology annotation, molecular function: guanyl-nucleotide exchange factor activity.